Messenger RNA from Bradysia coprophila, 2015 nucleotides. RefSeq lists its product as uncharacterized. NCBI's taxonomy places the organism in Eukaryota, Metazoa, Arthropoda, Insecta, Diptera, Sciaridae. The record is from RefSeq and is a predicted model, not a curated record.
UGCAAAUUUAUUCUGCAAUGUAAACGCAGCUGAGACGACCAAUCAUCCGUUCAGAAGUUGUAUUGUUCAAAAAUUCAUUUACAUUUCUCUUUCCUGGACGUAACAAUCGAAUAUGGCUCCGCGUCGACCUACAACCACUGGCAAGGGGAAAGCGGCUCCAAAAGCGGUUGCAGCGGAUCCACCUAGUGCGAUUCAGUUGAAGUUCAUACAAGCCGUUCAACGUUCUUUCGCCAAACAACAUUUCGAACAGUUGAGAUUGGACUUCGAGAAAAACUUUUUUGAUCCGUUCAAUAAAAUCUUCAUGGACGUUGUUGUCAGUCCGGUUGACAUUUCUGUCAGAAAAGAAGGGCAGCUUUUGUUAAAAGAACAACGGUUUGACAUAUUUUUACAUUUUAUGAACAAGUUGGUGUCGGCGAAUCAGUUCCCUGAUACAGAUCUUAUCCAGUCGGUCUUGGAAUUGAUAUUGACAAUCAAUCGAAAAAGCGACGAUACCUACGAGAGAACAGCAUGCCGAAUACAAUCAGCGGCUCUACUAUUUGAAAACAUUCUCGAUAACUUUCCACCGUUAUGGUCUGUCAGUUCCAAUGUCUACAAAACCCUUUUGUUCAGUCCGUUUAAUGUGGAAGUCGACUUCAAGAAAAUACGCGCAAGUUCGAAUGAUGGUUUCGUGAUCAUAGUGUUAGCUUUGUUGGAUGAUGCAUUAAAAGAUACAGACAAUGAUGACGAUGUAGACGAAAACGGCUUUGAUUCAAUGAUGAAUUUUCAACAAUUUGAAAAAGUCGAAAGUGGAAAGUGUUGCUACAUGAAAUUAUCACGAACAGAAAAAAUCGACAGACUGUUCGUUGUUCUCAAUUUGCUGAUCAAAUUAAUGGAAAUCGACUUGUUAAUUUGGAUCCAACGGUAUCCCUUUCAAACGAGAAACCAUAUGUCAAACCCCAAUACCUGUCCGUUGAUCGCACAUUUGCUGUGGAAAGGUAAAGACUGCGGAGAAAUGAACAAGAUGAUACGUGAUGUGUUCAGUCUUUUUACGAUGGCUGUCUGGAUUGAGUUUCCGCACGAUAAAAUGGAUAUAUUGGCGAGAUUCGUUAACUUGAUUGCCGUAGCCGUAAAUUUGUCGGAAAAUUGCGAACGUAAUAACCUCAUAGAAUACCCAAAUAUCAAACGAUUGACAGAUACAUUUGCAGCAGAAAUGGUUAAAAGUAUUGAAGGUUUCCCAUAUACUGUCACCUUCUAUAUGAAUGUGAUCGCAACGAUCCGAAAACGAACACCGGCCGUUGGUAUGUUCAUCAGUCUGCGAAUACUCAAUAAAUUUACCAAAGAAUUUGAGAAUAUUACGCUUCGCAAAAUCUUCGAUAGCAUUUCCAAUGAAAGCUAUAAGAAGUACAGUAUAAAAAUGGACGAUGCCGAACGUUGUCAGCGCAAUAGCGACAAAUACCCAAGCUUUGAUCCGAAAAAGGACAAAAGACCUUCGAAGCACUUAACAAUCAAUCGAGAUGAAUUUCUCACACUUGUCCUGCAUCUGUUCGAAAGUUAUAUUGAUGUCUAUCGAACACACGAUUUGCUUCAGUCAUUAUUGUCCGAUAAUGUGGACGCAUUGAACAACUCGAACAAUGACCACUACGAGGCUGUACACGCGAGAACUGCUAAUGAAAAAAAUCAUCGACUGGAUUUCGAUAACAUUGUUAAGGAUUGGAAACGAUUGAAGGUGAGCGUAAAGGAUCUCGCAUCGAGUGAUAAGAUACCCGUUGCACCGUUGGCUGAAUGUCAAAGUGUUUACCUGGAAGCAUCAGAGUUUGUUCGUUGCGAAGAAGAUUUGGAAUAUUUUCUGAAACUGACCGAAUUAGUGGACGAGAAUGUCGAUCUCGGUGAUUCUUUCAAGAAGUGGCAUGCGGCAGUAAAUCAAUAUUUCGUAAGUUGAAUCUUGUGCCAUCACCAGAGUUUAUAUUCGAAUUUGUUACUUUUAUAAAGGUCAUUUGGACUUCAAUAAAGACUUUUCUUCAUUUUUCGUUAAAAAU